CCUGAACGGUCCUGUACUCUUUAUCUUCCCCACUUGUUUUCUACAAGACAACCGUUCCGAAUAUUUGAAAGUUCACUCGUAACCAUUCAGCUGGAAGAUUUAAGUUUAGUUACUGUCGAGGACGGGGUAAUAAUUUAAUUGAAGUGAGCUCAGUUACUUUACUGAUACGAUACAGUGUAUUAUCUCGUGAGCGAAUAUUUACCAGUGGAAAUUUUAAUACCAGUUGUUAUAACGCUAGAUAAUUUAAUAUGGGGACAGAAACCGAUGAUAACCCUGCAGACCACAGAAACACUUUUCAACCAUCUUCAGAAGAGAUCGAACACUGGAUGCAGAAGGCUUUUGACAUGGCUAAAGAAGCUUUAGAGAACGGCGAAGUGCCUGUUGGAUGUCUCAUGGUGUACAACAACGAGGUCCUAGGCAGAGGGAGAAACGAAGUGAAUGAAACUAAAAAUGCCACCCGACAUGCAGAGAUGGUUGCUUUGGACCAUGUGCUGCAAUGGUGUCACCAGGAGAACAGGAACUCCAAGGAGGUGUUUAAGGAAACCGUCCUCUAUGUGACAGUGGAACCCUGCAUCAUGUGUGCUGGGGCCUUACGGCUGCUGAACAUCCCCCUGGUGGUGUACGGGUGCCGAAACGAGCGGUUUGGCGGAUGCGGGUCGGUGCUGAACGUUCCGGCAGACCAGCUGCCGCGCACUGGAGCGCCAUUCAAGUGCAUAUCGGGCUUCAGGUCUGAGGAGGCUGUGGAGCUUCUGAAAUUGUUUUACAAGCAGGAAAACCCAAAUGCCCCGAAACCUAAAGCAAGAAAAGACUGAAGAAGGAAAGUUCUACAUGUGUACACCAGGGGGCUCUAGUCAUCAAGCAAUGAAGUCGAUGGCAAGGGGCCAUGCGGCUCGGAGGCUAUGCGUUCUCUGAAACGAACUGGAAAAACGGCUUGAUUUGACCGCGGUCUGCACAAAUCACUCCUCGUUAUUCUUUUAAGAAAAACGAUUUAAGGCCUUCUUCUGUAUUUUAUCUGAGGUCCGUGAAUGUAUCCUGUAAUAUUCGUGAAAGUCUUUUUUGUUGUUGUAAUUGUGUGUCAUGCCAUGUUCUAUGAGUCUUAAUGCCGCUUGUGCAGCCCACAUAAAUUCAGUGCAUAAAAUAUAGUGUAAUAUAGUGCUGAUCUAAUUUGACGUGAUUUUAAUUUGAUUGCAGAGCGGAAAAGGAGGUUUUCGUACAGAGCAGUGUUGUACAGUACGUGAACCUCUCUCAUAUGUGGGUUUCCUGCAAGGCUGUGGGAAUAGCCGAGUGGACCAUCAGCUUUACUGGGGUAACGGUUCUGACACAAAUUGGCGGGGCACUGAAUCGUUGUGUGGACUUGCCUCUGGCCUACUCCCGCCUCCCGCCCCCCCCCUCCCUGUCCUCGUUUGACCCAGAUCCCAGGCUCCGGCUCCCUCGGUUUCCCCUGGUAACGGUGCAGGUGCGUGCACAGAUCGUUGGAAUGGCUGCUCUCUGCCGGUUCGAUUCCUGCGAUGGAACGGGCGCGCUCUGUCAUCCCUUUGACAGCCCGACGGGCGGAUUAGUAGCAGUUUGAUGAGCUUGCGCUCUUCCUGCAGACUAAUCUAUCCGUUCGCUCUCCUUUUUCUUUUUUCUUUGCGCUGGCUGUGGUUCCAGCUCAGAACUGAGAGUAGAGUGUGUUGAUGUGUAUGAAAGGGAAAGGAAAUCUUCCUGGAAGAGGGCCUACAUAUCGGACAACAUGCCACAAGGUCUUGAUUACGCAGGCCACGAUUUAUGUCAUCAAGACAGACUGGGAAUAUUUUCCUUUGUACAGAUCAAAGCAAUACCAUGAACAUGAUUUUGUUCUUGUCAGAUUUUCAGAUCCUUACCCUGUGUAUGUGCUAUUUGUAUGGACUAGGAAAUGGCGAAUCAUUUGUAUGUAUGAUAUGUGGGUUUGUCUAUACUGAAAUGCCAGUCUUAUAGUGAACAGGCAAUUUGUUGGCCCAUGUGUCUUACUAAGAUCCAAUACUCUGUAUUUUUUAAAAUAAAUUCAAUCUGAUGAAACAGUUUUUUUCCUGGGUUGAUCAUUAUUUUCAGUUGAAAUGUGUGUUCCAUUUUGUAAUUUUUCCCUUCAGAGACAUUAUUUUGGUCACUUUGGUGUGUGGGGAAAAAUUACAAAACGGAAAGGAACAUAUUUUGCGUGUGCCGUAAUAUCUAGAUGCCUUCGUCAAAAAAUGCAACCAGACGAACAGAUAGCGGUAGCGCACGUUAUAGGCUCCGGGUUGAGAUGCUGCAACGUUCAGCAAUCGCAGUGAGAAGCCGGAAGGCGCCGCGAUGGAAAGGCGGCCGGGAGCCAAGCGUCGCCAGGUCCUCAGCUCCCGCCGCAUGCCUGCGUUGCCCACUGACGCGAGUCGCGGGGGGGAAGACAGGAAGGUGCGCCGAGUCGUAAAAUAAACCGACCCCCCCCCCCCCCCCGCAGUGUUCCCCCCCCGUCAGCUGGACUCCCACGUUUCCUUUCAUGUUUCACCGCAGGUGCCAAAUUUCCGACGUCUUCCCACCCCACCCCCCCCAGGUCUGAUGCGCGUAACACUUAAAACCUACUGCGCCAAAGUGGCGGUUGACGUAAAAAAAACGCCUGUAUCGCGUAAGACCGGCUCUCGCGCCAAGGCUUCCCUUCUGGUCUCUGCUUCAGCUGCUGACGCAGUGUUUGCCGAGGCCGCCCCCCCCCGCAUUAAUAAUUCCCACUGAUCUCCCGUAUGUUUUUCCUGUCUAACGGCUGAAGCGUCUCUGCGGGGACAAGGUUAAGUCUGAAUGCUACGGUGAAUUAUUUAUUAGCAGGAACCCCUCAUCCGGCGUGAAUGCCAUGGCCUGCUCUGCACGUGCUAUUCACGCAGGUGGGCCCCCGUGAACUUUACCCAGCUGGGUAUUUGUUGCGGUUCAGGUGCCUUGCUCAAGCGUGUGAUGACAGUCCUUGACUUGGGAUUUGAACCUGCAGCCUUCUGGUUUACUACCUGAAAUCCUUCAUCACUCCACUACGUAAUGUAUGUUCUGCUAUUAUCAGAGCGUGGGACAAAAUUAUAUGUUAUUAUAUUAGUCUCGGGCCUGGGACAAUAAUAUUUACCGCAGACCAUACUGUGACCCCCCCCCUUCCCCUCCUCCAGGGCCCGUACAUGAUUGUCCCCCCUGAUGGCAGCGCUGGCUAUUUAUACGUAUUUGGAGCAUUGAGGCACAAAGGCAAGCUCAAAACAGCCCCCACCCCCCCCACCCACCCACCCACACACACACAAUUUUAAGUGCUUUUCAUCGCUUUGUGUACACCACCCCGUUCGGUGUCGUCAAAUUUCGAUCAAGGAUUGCUCAUGUUGCCGUUUCAUGGCAACCGGCCCGGCGAAGCCUGGAUGGAUUUCGGCGGCGGCCGUGCUCUUUCGGGGGAGGGCGUAACGCCGAGAUGCGGAUGCGUGCGCUCGCCCGUCGCUGUUCGCCACAGCGCGUGUUCAUGUGACGCGCCGCGAGGCGGGCUGCCCCUCGGCACACCCCUCCCGCUCUUAAAAGCAUCCGAUAUCUAUCUCUGUCUUUGACCUCUACCUCCCCUGCCAGAUUGCCGUUGCUUAUCAGGACAGUGCUACUCAAAAGGCCGUACGUUAGAGCAGUAAGAUUUCCAUCGGGUUAUCAUUGGAUCGUCUUCAGAUCUGUGUGAAAAAGGUCGGGGUGUUUGUAUUAUGCCGCCUCUGAGGACCCCUUGAUUAUUGUACUGUGCUUGUAAGUUGUAGAUGCGCAGGAAACAUUUAACUUGAAACUCAAGCAUCAGCUUUACUGUAAAAUGUAUUCAGGUUUGCAUAGCGUUGGUUUUAAUCAAUUUUAAAAGGAUUGGAUUUGCUAGUUUUUUUUUUAUUUUAGGGACAUUCCAUGUCAAUUUGGCAAAACAAUUGACAUCUUGGGUUUUCCUGAAGAUUUCCACAAAGAAACUUCCUAUGAUGGGAAGGAUAUUUGAUUCCUAUUUGAGAUUUGGGUCACAAAUAUUUUGCGAGAAUAUUGCAAGUUCUUAUUUUGGGAAAUAAUUUAUUGUGGAUAUUGUGGAUUUAUUGGCGAAUCAGCUACAUUUAUUUGUGGAUCCAUUACAUUUAUUUGUGAACCAAUGAUUUUAUUUUUUAUUUAAAAAAAUGUGUUAUUAAAAAAAUGUGAAUCUCGU
Molecule: messenger RNA, 4162 nt
Organism: Anguilla rostrata (American eel)
Lineage: Eukaryota; Metazoa; Chordata; Actinopteri; Anguilliformes; Anguillidae
Gene: adat2
Product: adenosine deaminase tRNA specific 2
Exons: 6
Coding region: 249-812 (187 amino acids)
Biological process (GO): tRNA wobble adenosine to inosine editing
Cellular component (GO): nucleus; cytoplasm
Molecular function (GO): zinc ion binding; tRNA-specific adenosine-34 deaminase activity
Source: RefSeq, a predicted model, not a curated record